CAUUGGAGGAGACGCUUCAUGCUGAGCAGCAAAAUGGCCGCCCGUCAAACGACUGACUCCACAGCGCUUUGAAAUUUAAAUUCUUCUGCACAUUAGGGUUUACACUAUUACAACGUUAGUACUUAUUUACGAACCUGUAGCUUGUAACACGCGUGUAUUUUUCUCAUCGUCUGCCUGCCACUUACUUGACUGUGUCGUCGCUGUUUUUGUCGACGAAUGCCUCAAAAAGCUAGGAAGAAAAAAUCGUACUGAAGCACUUUAGCUAAGCUAACUAGCACGUUAGCUUCUCUUCAUAUGUGAUUCCAGAGGAGAAAGGAGUACCAGGACUGGAGCUGUAGUUCAUGGAAGACAAGAAAAGGAAAAAAGACGACAAAAGGAAAAGGGAAGCCUCUCAGAAGGUCACAGAACAAAAAAACAAAGUGCCAGACUUGACCAAGCCGGCGGUCGUCCAGUCUCCUGCCACUCAGAGCAGCUCUGCCUCCCCCAGCCCUGGACCCGCCCCCUCUGCCUCCCCAUCCCCAGCCAACCUUGGGCUGGCAGGGCCACCCGUCACAGGGCGGCAACAAUGCCAAGCGCUGCGGUGGCCAACGGACAGCCCACCUCCAACACCAUUUCUUCCUCCACCGCUGGCGGCCCCAGCGCUGCUGGAAACGGCAGCAGCGCGAGUAGCGGAGGCGGAGCUCCAGCGCCUCAACAGCAGCAGCAAGCGCGCUACAUGCCGAGAGAAGUGCCGCCACGAUUUCGCUGCCAGCAGGACCAUAAAGUGCUACUGAAGAGGGGGCAGCCGCCACUGUCCUCCAUGCUGCUCGGAGGAGGGGGAGGGGGAGGAGGAGUGGGGGACGGCCCCAAUGCAAACAUGGCUGCUGUCUCAG
Messenger RNA from Gymnodraco acuticeps, 872 nucleotides. Its product is annotated as trinucleotide repeat-containing gene 6B protein-like. The record is from RefSeq and is a predicted model, not a curated record. Lineage: Eukaryota; Metazoa; Chordata; Actinopteri; Perciformes; Bathydraconidae. Gene Ontology annotation, cellular component: nucleoplasm; P-body. Gene Ontology annotation, biological process: positive regulation of nuclear-transcribed mRNA poly(A) tail shortening; miRNA-mediated post-transcriptional gene silencing.